AUGGCAGGAUUACAGCUGACCAUAGACGUUACAUGUUGUCUGGAUCUUCUCACUAUUUUCUGGUUAUGGAGACUGAUGGUUGGAAUAAGUAACCAACAGGUUGGAUUUAUACAGGAGACCUGCAGAUAUUUGGACAUUAUAUAUGUUACAGAGACAUAUGUGAGGGGUGAUGAGCAGAGUAUAGAGGACAUUCCUACAGAUAACUGCCCAGGUUACUGUACCUCCAGGAGUUCAGAGGAGCAUCUUAAAUCUUCAGAUUUUAAAGUAAAUAAUUAUGGUGUAACAGAAGAUAUAAAUGAAGUCAUUAUCUCAGAUAUAUCCUCCAUAAUCUAUAGCAAGAAUCUAUCAUCGGAUCCUUUUAAACAGUUCCGCUCUUCCAAUUCAUCACAGACUGUUAAGCAAAACAAAAGUUACAGAAGAGAUGAUAAAUAUCAAAGAACUCACACAGGGGAGAAGCCAUUUUCAUGUUCAGAAUGUGAUAAAUGUUUUGCUUUAAAAAAAACUCUUCUAAGACAUCAGAAAACUCAUACUGGGGAAAAGCCAUUUUCAUGUUCAGAAUGUGGGAAACAAUAUACCUUUGAAUCAGAACUUGUUAGACAUCGGAGAAUUCACACUGGGGAAAAGCCAUUUUCAUGUUCAGAAUGUGGGAAACAUUAUAUUCAUAAAUCAGAUCUUGUUAGACAUCACAGAAUUCACACAGGGGAGAAGCCAUUUUCAUGUUCAGAAUGUGGGAAACUAUAUAGCUAUAAAUCAGAACUUAUUAGACAUCAGAUAACUCACACAGGGGUGAAGCCAUUUUCAUGUUCAGAAUGUGGGAAAUAUUUUACAGAUAAAUCAAAUCUUAUUAAACAUCAGAGAAGUCACAUGGGGAUGAAGCCAUUUUUAUGUUCAGAAUGUGGCAAACGUUAUGUCCAUAAAUCAGAUCUUGUUAGACAUCAAAGAAUUCACACAGGGGAUAUGCCAUUUUCAUGUUCAGAAUGUGGGAAAUGUUUUAUAGAUAAAGCAAAUCUUGCUAAACAUGAGAGAAGUCACACAGGGGAGAAGCCAUUUUCAUGUUUAGAUUGUGGGAAAUAUUACAGUGUUAAAUCAGCUCUUGUUAUGCACCAGAGAAUUCACACAGGGGAGAAGCCAUUUUCAUGUGCAGAAUGUGGGAAAUGUUUUAACCAGAAAUCAGAUCUUGUUAUUCAUGAGAGAAUUCACACAGGGGAGAAGCCAUAUUCAUGUUCAGAAUGUGGGAAAUGUUAUAGCGUUAAAUCAGGUCUUAUUAGACAUCAGAGAAUUCACACUGGAGAAAAGCCAUUUUCAUGUUUAGAAUGUGGGAAAUGUUAUGGUGUUAAAUCAGAUCUUGUUAAACACCAGAGAAUUCACACAGGGGAGAAGCCAUUUUUAUGCUCAGAAUGUGGAAAAUGCUUUAGUCGGAAAUCAAAUCUUGAUGAACAUCAGAAAAUUCACACAGGGGAAAAGCCAUUUACAUGUUCAGAAUGCGGGAAACUUUAUAGCUAUAAAUCAGAACUUGUUAGACAUCAGAGAACUCACACAGGGCUGAAGCUGUUUUCAUGUUCGGAAUGUGGGAAAUAUUUUACAGAUAAAUCAAAUCUUAUUAAACAUCAGAGAAGUCACACAGGGAUGAAGCCAUUUUCAUGUUCAGAAUGUGGGAAACAUUAUGUCCAAAAAUCACAUCUUGUUAGACACCAGAGAAGUCACACAGGGGAAAAGCCAUUUUCAUGUUCAGAAUGUGGGAAAUGUUUUAUAGAUAAAGCAAAUGUUGCUAAACAUGAGAGAAUUCACACAGGGGAGAAGCCAUUUUCAUGUUCAGAAUGUGGAAAGUCUUUUAUAGAUAAAGCAAAUCUUGCUAGACAUAAGAGAAAAUUCACACAGGGGUGAAGCCAUUUUCAUGUUCAGAAUGUGGGAAAUGUUAUAGCAUUAAAUCAGAUCUUGCUAAACAUCAGAGAAUUCACACAGGGUAGAAGCCAUUUUUAUGCUCAGAAUGUGGAAAAUUAUUUACUUGGAA
Molecule: messenger RNA, 2011 nt
Organism: Bufo bufo (common toad)
Lineage: Eukaryota; Metazoa; Chordata; Amphibia; Anura; Bufonidae
Product: gastrula zinc finger protein XlCGF57.1-like
Exons: 5
Coding region: 1-1884 (627 amino acids)
Biological process (GO): regulation of DNA-templated transcription
Molecular function (GO): DNA-binding transcription factor activity, RNA polymerase II-specific; RNA polymerase II cis-regulatory region sequence-specific DNA binding
Source: RefSeq, a predicted model, not a curated record